AUGGCGAGCCAACACAACACUUCGUCCACGCAGUCGCUGAAAGACAGCUUCUUUUCCAGCACCACCGCCUACCACAGCAAACCUAUACGUCCACCGAGAUCACAGGCAUCACGCUCACAAAAGACUGUGCCAGAACCCACAGCCCUGUCGCCAGAAGCCUUGAGCAAACUAAAGCCUAAGGAUGAAAACCAAGCCACUUUGUACACCCACGCUCGCAUCGUCCAUUUCCUACGUGGACUACCUGAUGUACCCACAGACCCAACAGGGGAGAUCAUCCCAACACCAGACUUCAGCAAGUCAGACUCCCAGGUGCAUUACUAUACACCACCUUUCCAUCCCCAUCACAUGCACAUUCUCAGACGCUUUCAAGAGAUGCAACGUACAGAACCGCAUGCGGAGUUUCAUCUUCACAAAGCAUGGUUAAGUUUGGAAUACUCUAAAGAUGACAAAGUGGGUAUGCAUGUAGGCGUAGAGGAUGAGGAACACGGAUAUAGAAUUCAUAAGCACAUGCGCUGGUUGAGAGAUAAAUGGUUGGGAUAUGAGGUGGAAUUAUUGUAUUAUAUUAUGGAAUACGAGGAUGAUGGCAAAGAGCCUGAUAGGGAUCAGGGAGGUCUGAAGAUUCAGGUAGCAGACAGAUGA
Messenger RNA from Aureobasidium musti, 639 nucleotides. The record is from the annotation of a GenBank genome assembly. NCBI's taxonomy places the organism in Eukaryota, Fungi, Ascomycota, Dothideomycetes, Dothideales, Saccotheciaceae.